This is a messenger RNA of Rhagoletis zephyria (snowberry fruit fly), 854 nucleotides long. Lineage: Eukaryota; Metazoa; Arthropoda; Insecta; Diptera; Tephritidae. The record is from RefSeq and is a predicted model, not a curated record.
CAAAGUCGGUCAUUUUCCACUGGCGCGACUUGAACGCAAAAGACCUUCCACCAGGUGAUCGAUCGCCCAGUCAACUGUGGACGCUGUACAACCUGGAGGCACCGCCGCACACACAACGCCUGCCGGAGGACAAUGAUUUGCUUAGCUUUAACUUGACAGCCAACUACCGACGUGAUUCCCACAUAAACAUUCCUUAUGGGCGAAUAGUUCCUAAGAGACGGCGGAAAACGGCUGAAGUUUCUUCAGUUGAUGUGGCAAACAAGUCGAAGCAGAUUGCCUGGUUUGUAAGCAACUGUCACACGACCAGCCAUCGAGAAGACUACGUCAAGCAGCUUGCUCGGUACAUUCAAGUGGACGUCUACGGCAAGUGCGGGCAUCUCAACUGCUUGCCACCAAACAGCUAUGAGUGCUACCGGAAGAUAGCACGUGAAUACCGGUUCUAUUUAAGUUUUGAAAACUCCAUUUGCAGGGACUAUGUUACUGAGAAACUGUUUAACAUUCUGGACUACAAUCUCAUUCCCAUUGUUUUCGGUGGCGCCAACUAUUCAGAUUUUAUGCCGCCUCAUUCCUACAUUGACGCCACUGAAAUGAAGCCAGUUGAUUUAGCUGCUUUACUUCAAAAACUGUCCAACGACCCAGCUGAGUACCUGAAGUACUUUGAAUGGAAGGCUAACUUUGGGACUGACAAACAAAGCACUCAUUACAAUGAGGUUCUAUUUUGUAAACUUUGUGAAGAAAUGGAAAAGCAGCAACUGAAAUCGGUGCAAAGUAGCGCUAGUUCGCUGACAGCCAAAGCUAUCAAUAACUGGUACUUUGAGAACGCUUGCAACGUCAGGAAACUGCAAUUUUUCUAG